Molecule: messenger RNA, 4884 nt
Organism: Sciurus carolinensis (gray squirrel)
Lineage: Eukaryota; Metazoa; Chordata; Mammalia; Rodentia; Sciuridae
Gene: Zbtb37
Product: zinc finger and BTB domain containing 37
Exons: 6
Coding region: 316-1827 (503 amino acids)
Biological process (GO): regulation of transcription by RNA polymerase II
Molecular function (GO): RNA polymerase II cis-regulatory region sequence-specific DNA binding; protein binding; DNA-binding transcription factor activity, RNA polymerase II-specific
Source: RefSeq, a predicted model, not a curated record
CCCCACGCUUCCCAACGCAGACGAAAGCUGCUCAAGUUCAGAGCGGCCAACCCCAUGGCGAACCCGAUUCUCCCUCUUGCAGCUCUCACUCCUCCAGUGCCGACGGUAGAGAAAGACUUUACUCCAGGGUCUUCCUCCUCACUGGGGAAUUGCCGGAAAGAGCAAACAAAAAAGGCGCUGGUGUAGGCUCCAAAAUAAACACAUCUGAAUUCAUGAUGGCAUCGACAGAGGCUCUUAUUGGAUUAAAAGUUUCAAAACAAACAAUAACGCUUUGGAAAAAGGGUUGAAUGCCUGCCUGCCCCUUCAGGCACGACCAUGGAGAAAGGUGGGAACAUACAAUUGGAGAUCCCUGACUUCAGCAACUCUGUCCUGAGCCAUCUGAACCAAUUGCGCAUGCAGGGCCGUCUCUGUGAUAUUGUGGUCAAUGUGCAAGGACAAGCUUUUCGGGCUCACAAAGUGGUACUGGCUGCCAGCUCCCCCUAUUUCCGGGAUCACAUGUCCUUGAAUGAAAUGAGUACUGUCUCCAUUUCAGUCAUCAAGAACCCUACUGUUUUUGAACAACUCCUUUCUUUCUGUUACACGGGGCGGAUAUGCCUGCAACUGGCAGAUAUCAUCAGCUACCUUACAGCUGCCAGUUUUCUACAAAUGCAGCAUAUUAUAGACAAAUGUACACAGAUCCUAGAGGGCAUUCAUUUCAAAAUUAAUGUGGCGGAGGUUGAAGCAGAGUUAAGUCAAACAAGGACAAAGCAUCAAGAGAGACCUCCAGAGUCUCACAGGGUUACACCAAAUCUAAACCGGUCCCUUAGCCCACGACAUAAUACCCCAAAGGGAAACCGGCGAGGACAGGUUAGUGCUGUGCUGGAUAUUAGAGAGCUAAGUCCUCCUGAGGAGUCCACCAGCCCUCAGAUAAUUGAACCGAGUUCUGAUGUAGAAAGCCGGGAGCCCAUUCUUCGAAUCAACCGAGCAGGACAGUGGUACGUGGAGACAGGAGUUGCAGAUCGGGGGGGCCGGAGUGAUGAUGAAGUUAGGGUUCUUGGAGCAGUGCACAUCAAAACCGAAAAUCUGGAGGAGUGGCUUGGGCCUGAGAAUCAGCCUUCUGGAGAAGAUGGGAGUAGUGCAGAGGAGGUAACAGCCAUGGUGAUUGACACCACAGGCCAUGGUUCUGUAGGACAGGAGAGUUACACUUUAGGGUCUUCAGGAGCCAAGGUGGCUCGGCCAACAAGCAGUGAAGUUGACAGAUUCAGCCCCUCCGGCAGUGUUGUCCCCUUGGCUGAGAGACACAGAGCCCGAAGUGAGUCUCCUGGGAGAGUGGAUGAGCCCAAGCAGCCAAGCUCCCAGGUAGAAGAAUCAGCAAUGAUGGGAGUAAGUGGCUAUGUAGAGUAUCUCCGAGAACAGGAAGUAUCUGAACGGUGGUUCCGAUACAACCCCCGUCUCACCUGCAUCUACUGCGCCAAAUCUUUUAACCAAAAGGGGAGCCUAGACCGCCAUAUGCGCCUGCAUAUGGGGAUCACGCCAUUUGUCUGCCGCAUGUGUGGUAAGAAGUAUACCCGGAAAGAUCAGCUAGAGUAUCAUAUACGCAAGCACACAGGCAACAAGCCCUUUCACUGUCAUGUUUGUGGCAAAAGUUUCCCCUUCCAGGCCAUCUUGAAUCAGCACUUUCGUAAAAACCACCCUGGCUGUAUACCCCUGGAGGGGCCUCACAGCAUCUCUCCUGAAACAACUGUCACAUCUCGAGGACAAGCCGAAGAAGAGUCACCUUCCCGGGAAGAGACAGUUGCUCCUGGGGAAACUGCCCAGGGCUCUGUGUCCACAACUGGGCCAGAUUGAGAUAUUGAGGGGGAGGGGGCAGACCCUCUUCCCCUUUGGUCCGUAAGCAGCCUGUAUCAGGGCCAUGGACUCGUACUUAGAUUCACAAAAUGCCACCUCAUUAGACCAGAAGAUGCUCCCAAGAUGUUGCCAAACUAGAGGAUCAACAACACACACAGAAGCACUAAAGGCUCCUCCCCUCCUCCUUCCCUCCUCACACUUUGGAAAAAAUCAAGCAAAUCAACUUUCUAAUUCAGGGAUCAACAGCCUUGGUUUGUUAACUUUAUAAGAAAAACAUUUUUUUAUCAAAACUAUGAUAAAUGGUCAUUUAUCUACCAGUUGUGUUUGAACACUGUACUUUGGUCCAUAUCAUCUUGGUGGCUGUAAUUGCCCGGAUCUAAAAAAUGCAAGAGGAGCCUUGGCCAUCUGAAGCAGCCAGCCACAAGAGAGAAGGAGGUAGUCAUGAUGGUGCGAAGGAAGUAUCUCUCCUCUUCCUUCCCUGCCGGAAUGUGCAUUUUCACAUCAAGAAAAAAACGAGUGAAUACUGGUGGUUCUUGCUGUUCUGCAAGUGGGUGCUGGGAUCAAGCCCAGGGCCUCGUGCUUUACAGACUUCUUGUUUUCAGUGGUGCUUUUCCCAGGGCCAGUCUCUUUACUUACAAACAUCACAAGUCUAAACCAUUUCAAGCCAAUCACAACAACCCAAGUGAGUAGAAAUUGCUUAAGGUUUAGAUGUGUGCUUUUAGCCACUUCUUGAAGCAGAUGUUGAUGACAUAUUUGAAGGUGAUCCACCAAGUUUCCUAUAAAGUCAUCAGAUCCCAACUCUAGUGGUUAAGAACCACUCAAACAGAAAUGCGCUGCAGGGAGCAAAGCUUAAAAUGUUUCCUCUGGAAGUCAAGUGCUAAAUCAGAGGUUACUAAAAGUAUGGCUAAAAUCCACCUCUGAAUGGCUAUCAGAUAGCAUAAAUAUUUAGAAUUUAUAUGGUAUUUCUAAUAUUUUUACAAAAAUAAGUUUAAAUCAUGUAACUUGAAUUUUUUUUAAAAAAAUUAGCCUGUUUUCUUUCUGGAAAACUGGCCCAGUAAAAAUAGCACUAAUAUAAUUCCAAAUGUAUAUGCAUGUGCAUUGAACACAGAAUGGUAUACUAAAGAUAGUUCACACAAAUAACUUUUGUGGGAAGUUUAGCUAUUUUCUUAAUAUCUUUUCAUAAAUGUUUAUAAAUAUAUUUACUCAUCCACCAUGACCUUGGUAGCAUAGAAGCAUUUUGUUAGUUGUCUUAUUAAUUCUAAAAAUUCAAUUCUUGGCAUAGUAGGCUGUGACAGCUUUUUGUUAACUUUGUAUUUUGGCUAAGAAAAUUAUUUCUUGCACUUUCUAUUUUCAAAGAUGUUAUAACACAGUGUACCCACUGAAUGCAGCUGAUCUUUAGAGACAAAAGAUGUAGGCGUUACAGUGAAAUAUAUAUAUUUAGAACCCUGGCAAAAGUAGAGACCUCGGAAAAAUAAACUUGGCUUGCAUCUACCUGAGGAGGACUGGGGUUGGUGUGAGAUUUAGGUGGAAGGAGCAGCGGGCAGGCUUAUAGUUGCUGGGAGUGGCAGUGCUGUGAGUCGCCAGCUGUGUGUGUGCAAGUUUUGUGUGUGUGUGUGAGGAAGAGGCAUUUAACGAAGGCAGGUGAGUCGGUGAGAACGUUCUACCUCCCGCUAGAGACUGAGCACAUUCAAGAUGGCCCUUGGGCAGGAGCUGGAUUCCCUCAGCCUCUGUCCACCCGCUUCUCUUCCAUAACUCACUUCAGCUUCUCUACCUCUGAGCACUUGGCUGAAGAAAGAGUGGAGCUUUCUGUAGCAAGCAAAGGACAACCAGGCCCAGAACAUAGAGGCUGCAGUGGCUGAAAUCCUUCUUGUCAUGUGCAGAUGAUAAUAUUUGAUUUGUUGCCCAAAUGAAAAGUGUCAGAACACUGAGGCUUAGUGCUUCUGUCCUCUGGCUUCUGCUUGCCAAGAAUAGCCUGCAGAGGUGGGCUCCAUUUGUUUUUGAGGAUGCUUUUGAAUGAGGUGAAACAUUUGUUUGAGUGCCAAUUUUCUUUUUUAAUUGCCAUUUGUGGUCCAUUUUGGCAGGACUGGAAUAUUAACCAUAUUGUCCUGAUAAUGAGGCUCUGCCAACAUCUUACAUGGACGUAUGCAUGAUAUGGGUUUUCAGAUGAGCUGUUUUGCUUGUUAAUCACUCCAAAGAGAAAGAGUCUUGUUUUUAAUGCUGAUACUGUUGUAAUAGUCAAGAUGGCUUCACUUGAAUGGAAUUCAGUUUUAGUAAUAGAAUGCCAUUAGGCAUACCUGAUCUUAAAAUCCAGUGCAGCGAUCAACUGAUUUCCUGUCUGGGGCACUAGCACAUAUCACACUGUCCAGCCAGCCUGCCUACCUGUACCCGAGGGACUAGGGCUGACCCUGUGACAGUAAUCCUCGAGUGCAUUCCACUUCUUCAUUCCGGUGCUGGGACUGGUGGUGUGGUACCUAAGAGGGACUCUCUAGUUAGGAGUGGAAAUGAGGGCAUGGUCAUUUCAGAUGUUUUAGGGGUCACUUUUGGGUACUAAUGGGUAAGUAUUUACUCUCCUGGUAGGCAAGUGGGGAAUACAGAGCAUGUAAAAUUCCAAAGAAUAGGUGACAACAGAGUAAUUCCUGCUGCAGUAUGGAUCCUGUGAGGAGAUGAGGUGGCAAACUGUGUGAAUCUGUUCCCCACAACUGUGUUUAACUGUAGACUAGUUCUGAACCUAAGAGCCAUGCUAACAUGCUAGACUCAGGAAUUAAUUCCUGCUUUAGGAAAACUUUUCCCUCUGGCUUAUUUGAUUGAUUGUGCCCCAAGUUUUGUCCCAGGCCUGCUCCCUUAUAUUUUGCUAUGAUGCAUACUUAAAAGUGCAGACUUAACCUACAUCAGUAUCCUACUGUUGGCAUUGCUGCCUAUUCAGGACAAAGGGAUUAAUUAAAAAAAAAAAAAAAAAAAGGCGAGAAACCGGUGUAGCAGCACACCCCUGUAAUCCCAGUGGCUGGGGAGGCUGAGGCAGGAGGAUCGCAAGUUCAAAGCCAGCCUCAGCAAUGGUGA